GAUAAGACCGUGCGCGUGCGUGGUUUAUAUUUAUUUAUUUCGUCAAAAUACGGAUUUACGUCUUAAUAAACAAUAACAAACUUAUUGCUUUUAAGCCCACAUCUUUAAGAAGUAAAAAUAUGUUUUUCAAAAAUUAAUAAAAUCUGUGUGUUUACAUAGUUAAAGAUUUUGCAACUUAUACGUCUUCUAAGUGAAACCUCAAGAAAGCGAAAUGUUUAUAAACACUACUUGACAGCUAAACGCCGGCUUAUCAGCUAUAAUAAAAUAAUGUCUGCAACUUUACAUUUGUGAAAUGCUAUGCAAAGUUACGCAUCUGUUUAUAUGACUUACUCUGAUUACUUUUUAAGUGUAGUUUAUUAAAAGAUACAAAGCGAAAACACUAAAAAAAUAACACAAGCAAGCUUGGAUUUCUUUCUCAAAGUGAAUCUAAAUAAAAAUGAAUAGUUUACGACAGAACGGCGUAUGUGACACAACGCCUUUGCAGGGUCUUGAAAGUCAGAGCAGUUGUAGUGAACCAUCUUCACCGACAGCCGCUAUAAAUGGUGCAUGCACAGGUUCUGUUUCAACAGGUUGCAUAGAAGGUGCGUUACUUAAAUCCGAUACACCAACUUCGAAAUCUACAAUCUCCCUAGCUAAUCACAACAAUAAUAAAAUUGAAAUUCAUUUGAGUAAGUUUGUAAAUGCCGAUAAACAUAAUAUGGAACCUCAGAGUGCUCGCUCCAUUAUUUGCCGUAUUUUCAUGGAUUUUAUUAUACUGGGAUGUGUUGGUAUGCCAAUACUUGGUUUUCAUCUGUAUGGAGCAUCAUAUAAACGUGGUUUCUUCUGUGAUGACGAAGCACUCAAGCAUCCCUACAAGGCUUCAACAGUACGCAGUUGGAUGCUUUAUUUGAUGGGUUUUGUGGUACCAAUAGCAAUUAUCACGGCUAUUGAAUUCUUUAAGUCACACAGUCAACGUAUGCGCGGAUUCGGCCACCUUUCUGGCGAACGUUACAUUUUCUAUCAUCUUGAAAUACCAGAUUGGUGCGUGGAAUGCUAUAAAAAGAUCGGAGUUCUAAUAUUUGGAGCUGGAGUAUGUGAAUUGACUGUGGAAAUUGCUAAAUAUUCCAUUGGUCGUUUAAGACCACACUUUUUUGAGGUUUGUCAGCCGAUUAUGUAUGAUGGCACUACAUGUGAUGACGCUAUUAAUGCUGGGCGGUAUAUCGAAGAUUUCACCUGCCGCGGAGUAGAUAUGUCUGCGAAGAUGAUAAAAGAAGUAGGUUUGUCUUUCCCCAGUGGUCACGCAAAUUUUGCAUUUUAUACGAUGUUGUACAUAAUGAUUUAUUUGCAAAAGCGCAUGACAUGGAGUCGUUUCAAAAUGUUUAAGCAUUUACUGCAGUUUCUAUUCCUAAUGUUUGCUUGGUAUGCAUCAUUAACACGUGUUUCCGAUUAUCAACAUCAUUGGAGCGAUGUCUUAGCAGGAUCUGCUAUUGGCACAUUCUAUGCGGUUAUAGUGACUUCUUCAAUGUGGUAACAUGAACUCAGUUUUAAAAAAUUUUACCGGGACGAUUCAAUCCAAAAUAUAAAACUUCUGUACAAUUGUU
Teleopsis dalmanni is the source of this 1580-nucleotide messenger RNA. Its product is annotated as putative phosphatidate phosphatase. Gene Ontology annotation, biological process: phospholipid metabolic process; signal transduction; phospholipid dephosphorylation. NCBI's taxonomy places the organism in Eukaryota, Metazoa, Arthropoda, Insecta, Diptera, Diopsidae. The coding region runs from base 437 to 1510 and encodes 357 amino acids. The record is from RefSeq and is a predicted model, not a curated record. Gene Ontology annotation, molecular function: phosphatidate phosphatase activity. The transcript has 7 exons.